This is a messenger RNA of Pelobates cultripes (western spadefoot toad), 5132 nucleotides long. Lineage: Eukaryota; Metazoa; Chordata; Amphibia; Anura; Pelobatidae. The record is from the annotation of a GenBank genome assembly.
AAAAAAGGUGUGAUUUCUUGUCCACCCAGUCCACGUGUUCCUUCCAGGAAGCUGUUCCAGUGGGAGCAUGGCGGGGGCGCUGCGGGCUGAGCUGGACACUUACCUGCAGGAGCUGGGAAUCCAGCCUGUGUGUGUGGAGCACCCUGAGGUGGGUGAGAGAGAGCUCCAUGCAUGGGGUCUGGACCAUAUUGGUAUUCAUUGGCAGAUAUACUAUAUAUAUAUAUUAAAUUAUUAUUAUUUUACUCAUUGGCAGAUAUACUAAAUAUAUAUAUAUAUAUAUAUAUAUAUAUAUAUAUAUAUAUAUAUAUAUAUAUAUAAAAUUAUUAUUUUACAUUUACAUUACAGUAUAUUCCAGGAUCCAGAGCUACAGGGUUAGUAAUUACAGAUGUACUGGGGGCUUUGUCUAUGAGUGCCACGUGUCAUUCUGGUAGGCUCUUGCACUGCAACUCAGAUUAUGCUCAGCCAGACAGAGACAGUAUUGGCUGCACAGCACUGAUUCUCCUGUAUUACAAGCUCAGUGUGCACAGGCAGAAAGAUGCAAGUCAUGUCAAUGUAGGUGAAUUGGGCUUUCAGCUCCCAUCAUGCUCAACCAGAGGUUGGUCAGCCAAAUAAAAAUUUUUAGAAUUAGAGGUAUAUUUGCUUUCUUUUAAUUGGCAUAAUUAUAUAUAUAUAUGACAUCACAAGACAACUUCACCUAAUGUUACAUUACUUCUGAAAGAGUGACAUAAAAUAAAACUGAAAUGGAAAAAUUCCAUAAAUUACUAAUAAACUUCUUCCAAUAUCUGUACUAUGUCUCAUUGCAUGUGCAGCAGUGUCAUUGUCUGUGUGUGCGCAUAACAAUGUAUGCAUAGUGUGUGCAUACCGUGACUGUGUCUACUAUGAAUGUGUAUGUCACUGUGUCUGGGUAUGUGUCAUUGUGUGUGUGUGUGUGUAUGUAUAUAACAAUGUGAGUGUCUAUUUUGUAGAAUAGAGGUAGAUAUUCUUGCUCCAUUUCUCUCACCAAACUCAAUCUAGUCAGAGAAAAACACCGGCCAUUGUAUUGUGGUAAUUUUGUAACAUCGGCACCUGCCAGAUAGUCGAAUAUCGGGCGUCCUGGUAAAAUUUCCUGGUGGCAGAUUUCCUAGAAGGUUUUACUGAAGAGCAUCUGUCAUGUUUUGUCACCUUAGAUUGAAGGCUAGGGGUAUUUCUUCCUGCUUGAAGUGACAGGUGUGCGCUACUUGAGUGCGCCUGCUUCCCCCACAUACCUCAAACCAGCAUCUACACCUCAUAGCACAAGGCUGCACGCGCGUGCUGAGGGAGCCCUUCAGAGGCCUCUGAUUGGAUAUUUCCCCAUGAAGAGCCUGAAAGGGAUGCUGUAGUGUUAAGAAUGCAUAUCUGUGUUCCUAACAAUAUAGAUGCCUCCUCCCUUCCGGCAGCUAAAGGGUUUAAAAACAAACAAAAACCCUUUAGAUUCUUACCCGAUUCCAGUGCCGAUGUCCCUCGCCGCUGGGUCAGGCCUUUUAUGACUUGGGGUGUUGAUGCGUGGUGAGCCCUGCAAGCACAUUGGGCCCUCCCCAUAGGAAAGCAUUACUUCAGUGCUGAAUGUCCUCAUGCAUAGUGUGCGGAUAUGCAGUGUCAGUUGCGGUCUGAUUGACAACCACUAGAGGUAGUUUUAGUCCUGCAAUGUAAUUAUUUGUUUUUUAGUAACUGCAGUGAUUUACAUUGCAGGACUGAGUGAGACUUAGACACUGCACCCAGACCACUUCAAUGAGAUGAAGUGACCAGGGUGACUAUAGUGUCCCUUGAAAGUCUCUUGCGGAGGGAAAAGGGGAGGGCUUGCAAAUACUGCAGUUCAUAAGAACUGCAUGCAUGAAAAUAUGUGCAUGUAUUUAUUGGUGGUGUAACCACCUAAAUGGUGAAUUAUAUAUAUAUUAACAAUAUGGGCAGGGGAGUGUUCCUUUAAGGCGAGAAUCUCUGCAGCUGAGCUGCUCAGCCAGACUCGUCUCAAUGGAUUUAAAGGGCUAUAUGCAAUUUAAGCAUAAUGCUGACUAAACAUGGCCCCAGGUAUCGAUUGGCUUUAACUCUGCUCACACCACAUUGUAGAUAAUGGGGAUUUAUAUCCGCAUUUAAAGGGCAAUAUACAGCGCUCACUUUGGGAGCUGCAUACAGAGCAUCUGAAAGUUCAGUGACCCCAGCUGACAGAGGGGAACUCAAGGUAUUGAUUGAUAUCAGAACACCCUGGUGUGAAUAGUGAUUUAACCCUGCUCACACCAAAGAGUUAGGCAGUGAUAAUACGUCCUACCAGCAUUAAAGCCCAGUAUAGUCAGGAUGUACUGACACGUCCUAACAUCGCAAAGUGGUAAAAUCAUCAUCUGAUUAUUUAUUUACACCAGGGAUACCCAAAACGGAGAUCCCCAGAUGUUAUAAAACUACAGCUUCUAUGAUGCUUUGUCAUUCUAAGGGCAUACAGAGUAUCAUGGAAGUUGUAGUUGUACAAUAUCUGGGGAUCUACCUUUCGGGUACCCCUGGUAUACAUAAUCAUUUUAAAACUAUUCUCCAAAAUGAUUAUUAUAACAUGUUUAGAUGAAAAUAAUUAGAUUGUUUUUGUAAAUUGAAGUAGUGAUAUUUGAAUGGUAUCACACCUUUAAAACCAUCUGCAACAGUUUCCGAUGGGAAUAAAAAUAACAAAACCAGCAAUGAUGCCAGUAGCCAUUUGGAACCUGGGAUUUAUAAACUGGAUUGAUAAAAUAUCACAAUGCAGGGAACAGGGUUAACAAAAUGCAUUGCUUGAACGGACUAAUGAUUUAGAUUACCAAAGAUUCUCAAGUCAGUUACAAACCCCAUAAACCCACCUUUCUACAAACUUAGUUAUGUUUUGCUCUAGGACAGGCAUAGGCAACCUUCGGCACUUCAGAUGUUUUGAACUACACCUUCCGUUAUGCUUUGCCAGCAUUAUGGGUGUAAGAGCAUUACGGGGGAUGUAGCCCACAACAUCUGGAGUGCCGAAGGUUGCCUAUCCCUGCUAUAGAAGUUCUGCUACAUCUAAUGGUCCACGUUCUCCAUACAAAUGGAGAAUAAACAUACUCACAAAAAAAAGGUGCUUAUGUAUAGGCACUUCAUAAAAAGCAUGUUGCGAGCCACGCCGACAGUACAACUGUUCAAAGUAUCAACACCUCUUGCUGACCUCUAGCUGUAUGUGUAUCACUGACUGAUGCUUGUGUAAUUUCCACCAACUCUCAGGACAUUUACCAUCUUAUUCUACAGCUUUCUUAUGGUGAACUCUUCACUAUAUCAAAUGCAAUUAAUUAGGUUUCUGGGAGGUGUACUUCAGUCAUUUUGAACUGCCACAUGUAGCACCCAUUGCUGUGCCCAUUAAGCAGUGUUUCCCAUCCCAGUCCUCAAGGCAUACCAGCAGUUCAGGAUAGUUGCAACAAGUCACUUUCUGCUUUGGUUAAAAACGUAUUGCAAAUUCUUUACAGUCUGGAAGUUUGCAGGAUAUUCAAAUGUAGGUUUCAUUUAUUUAAUAUACUUUUUUUUUAUUUUUAACCCAUUUGUAUCAGGCAUUAAAAAAAACAUGGACUAAAUGUAGGCUGGAGUGUUUUUUGAAUUGUCCAUGUUACAUUUGUGUUUUGCAGGUCUUUACAGUGGAAGAGAUGAUGCCUCAUGUAGAGCACUUGCAAGGAGCACACAGUAAAAAUCUCUUUCUCAAAGACAAGAAAAAGAAAGGGUUCUGGUUGGUGACAGUUUUACAUGACCGACAAGUAAAUCUCAACGACCUUGCCAAGAAGUUAAACGUUGGCAGUGGAAACCUUCGCUUUGCCGAUGAAACAGCUAUGCUGGAGAAGCUUAAAGUAGGCCAGGGAUGUGCCACACCGCUAGCCCUGUUUUGUGACAAAGGAGAUGUGAAGUUUGUACUAGAUGCUUCAUUUCUUGAAGGCGGUCAUGAAAGGCUUUACUUCCACCCAAUGACCAAUUCUGCCACCAUGGGUCUGACUCCAGAGGAAUUCAUGAGUUUUCUGAAAAAAACUGGACAUGAACCUAUACUGAUACAGUUUGAUACAUAAACAAAAAAUUAAAUACAAGUUUUAACACCAGGAAAAGAAAAUACAUUUAUUCUGUUCCAACUGUUGUGUGAAACAUGGUAGUAGAUGACAAAGCUCUUCUGAAAUUACGGGCACCCAGGUACCCUAACAUAUUGGGUGCAUUAUUGGGUACGUGGGGAUUUUCUUUUUUUGUUUAGUUUGUAUGCCUACCAUCUGUGUCUCCCUCCAAUGUACUCUGGUUUAUAUUAUUACUCCCUAAAUACUCUACAUGUUAUGACUUGGGUUACUGUGAGUUCUAGUUAAACUGUUGUUUUCUUACACAAGUGAGCGAACAGUUAAAUGGCUGACAGAACCCCUGAUUGUGCCCAUAAAGUAUUUAUUUAGGUAAAAAGUUCAGUAGUGUUAUAGAAAGUUCAUCGAAUCUAGAUUUCCUUUAAGUUUAAAGCAGUUCUGUUUUUCAUGAAGCUUUUAUCUUUAUGAAAUGCUCAAAGACUGUAUUGGAAUUUUAGUAAAAUACCAACACAGUCUAAAUAAGUCUUAUGAUAAAUUCUUGACCAAAUUUUACGGUACGAUCGCGAUUAGCGAUGGUUUUGUUGGGAAAAAAGGCAUUGUCUCACUUGUGUGGUAAUAUCUAUGUGAGAAUAUGGCACUGAUGUGGUUUCAUGACUCAUGUUACAAACGUCUUCCAUUUAUAUAAAGGAACACUUCCCUGCCCAAAUGCAAAAUAAAAACACCAUUUAGUAGAUAUGUCUCCAAUGAAACAAUGUUUACAUUUUAUAAUGCAUUUUUUUUCAGUGGGAUAUCUAAAAACAGUUUGCAAAAUCUGAAGCCCUCCUCUUCUAACUACACCCAGACUCUCUGUGGCUGUCCAAUCACAGACUUCCCAAUGCAGCUCAACGAGAAUUCUUUGCAAGGCAGGUGCUCUGAGCAAUUGCUGCCUCUUGAGGUGCAUUGAGCUAACUAAACCAGGAAGUAACAGGUUAUUUUGUCUGACAGCCAGGAAGGAGGGGUGUAACAAGGUUAAUUUUGAAAAAGUAUCACUUUCUAUUAAAAUAUUUUUGUAAAACGAAACAAAAGGGACACUAUUCACACUUUAAGCACUCACCAAAU